UUCAUCUUGCACGAAAAGAGCAGAAUCCCUAUCUCGCGCCGUACACUAUGUAUUCGGAAUACAGUGUUCCUCCAAUACUCAAGCCUCUACCAGCACCGAGGUGCGAAGGCAUUCGACACGUAAAUGGACACAGCGAUGACGCCCCUCGUGCCUCAAGAGAUCAAUGCCGUGUCAACCUGCGGCCUAACAGCGAAGACAGCUCCAAUCUAGAAAUUGACCAAACAAAUCCAGUUCGAAGUGGCAGAUCUGGCACGACCCCGAGACCGACUCGGCCUCGACGCGGGAAGGAGCACCGACGCGAGAUUCGUAUUGAGCGGGCUGCCGAGCGACAGAGUCGGUAAAUGAAGAAGACGAAGGGGGAGAGGAAGUCGCUGGGGAUGCAAGUGGGCGAGCUGUCUGCGGUGCUAGAUCAGCUCCAGAAAGCUCGAUCACAAGCUAACGCAGUGACAGUACGUAACAUCGUAUUAUCGACGUCGAAAGCCAUCACCAUGCGUCAGAAGGAGGCCAAGCGGCGGCAACUGAGAGCCCUUGUCGCUCAUCAAUCUACGCUGAUACGCAGCAUGAACGAGUUAUCGCAACAGAGCAUAGCCCACAGUCCGAUGACAUCGUGUGAAUCACAUUCCUCCAGUAUGACAUCACUUUUCAAUACUACAGUAGUACAUUGGUACAAGAGCUCGAUCCACUGCACGCUAUGACGAACAAGGUCACAACCAAAGUAGACGCAAAGGUAUCAUCAUUACCGAUGCAGUUCGAGAUGAUCCGUGGCGGGAAUAAAGACAAGACUUUCCUGGAGUGUGCGCAUGCAACUAUCGUCCCGUUUGGAUUCAACGAGACUUGCCACGCGUUAUACGUUGCGCUACUGUCAAAUCGGGUAGGAGAUGUCUACACCGACGGUAUUGAGGACCCCGAGAACGCAAGAGCUUUCAAGCAUCACUUCGAUUUUUCACAAGAAUUGGGCGAUAGCGCCACUUUAGUACUACACGCUGUGAGGACGAGAGUCAUUUUUGUGACGCGAUCGCUCACUGAAGGAGAAGGAGAUUUCAAGGGCCUGUAUACAGAUGAAACUGCGUGGGUUGUGCUCCGUAGAGCAACCGAGGCAACUGACGGCAAUGACAUGGUCUUGGAGGACUACACACGACUGGUACCAGUUGGAUUCAAGGCGAUACCGGAGACUGGUGCGUGAGGGAACGAGUUCGUCAAACGAUAACAUCUUGGUGAUGUUCGAACGGAUGUUACUUGACGAGACGCAGACGAUUUGCCUCUAAGGUUUUGGUAAAAAAAGAAAAAGAAGAAAGAAAGAAAGAAUGGGCAAAAAAGGAA
Messenger RNA from Phytophthora nicotianae INRA-310, 1320 nucleotides. RefSeq lists its product as hypothetical. Lineage: Eukaryota; Oomycota; Peronosporomycetes; Peronosporales; Peronosporaceae. Bases 692 to 1183 code for a protein of 163 amino acids. The record is from RefSeq and is a predicted model, not a curated record. The transcript has a single exon.